Messenger RNA from Haliaeetus leucocephalus (bald eagle), 951 nucleotides. RefSeq names its product retinol dehydrogenase 8-like. Gene Ontology annotation, biological process: estrogen biosynthetic process. NCBI's taxonomy places the organism in Eukaryota, Metazoa, Chordata, Aves, Accipitriformes, Accipitridae. The transcript has 6 exons. Bases 1 to 951 code for a protein of 316 amino acids. Gene Ontology annotation, molecular function: estradiol 17-beta-dehydrogenase [NAD(P)+] activity. The record is from RefSeq and is a predicted model, not a curated record. Gene Ontology annotation, cellular component: cytoplasm.
AUGGCAAGAAGAAAUGUCCUCAUUACAGGUUGCUCCUCAGGAAUUGGACUGGCAUUAGCUGUAAAAAUGGCAAAAGAUGAACAGAAAAGAUUUAAAGUGUAUGCCACAAUGCGGAAUCUGGCCAAGAAAGAGCCACUCGAGGAAGCUGCAGGUCGCAGUCUGGGCAAAACCCUCGAAAUUAAACAACUGGAUGUCUGUGAUGAACAGUCUAUUAAAACUUGUGUGAAUAGUAUCCCUGACAGAAGGAUUGAUGUCCUAGUUAGCAAUGCUGGAAUGGGGCUCAUUGGACCUAUUGAAUGUCAAACCAUAGAUGAAAUGAAAACUGUGAUGGAUACCAACUUCUUUGGACUAGUUCGACUCCUGAAGGAGAUUUUGCCUGACAUGAAGAGGAGAAAGAGCGGGCAUAUAGUUAUAAUAAGCAGUGUUAUGGGAAUACAAGGUAUCUUAUUUAAUGAUGUUUAUGCUGCAUCUAAGUUUGCUGUGGAAGGAUUCUGCGAAAGUUUAGCUAUCCAAGCACUCAAGUUCAAACUGCAGUUAAGUCUGAUUGAACCAGGCCCAGUGGUUACAGAGUUUGAAAGAAAAGUGUUUGAAGAUGGAAUGAAGAUGGAUCUUUCGGCUGCGGAUGAGGAAACAGCUGAGAUGUUUACUAAUAUUUACCUUAAAAAUUACAAACAAAUUUUCCAGAGCCUGGGACAAAGUGCUGAAGAUGUUGCCGAGCAUACAGUAAAGAUAAUUCUUGCAGAAAAUCCACCUUUUCGCCAUCAGACCAACACCUUGUAUACUCCGAUGACAACUCUGAAAUACGCAGAUCCAAAUGGAGAUCUACCCAUUGAUACAUUCUACAAAAUGGUUUUUCAUCAUGACAAAAUUUUCAGUGCAAGUCUUAACUUUAUCAAAUUGCUAAGGUGGAGGAGUAGAAAGAGCUUUGACCUGGGAAAACCCUCACAAUAA